GCGCUCCGCCCCGACGGGGCGGGCGGUGCCGCGGGGGCUGGCCGUGCCCCGCGGAGAGGAACCGGGAGCGGCAGGACGCCGAGCUCCGCCAUCCGCCAGCGACCAUGCAGCUCCUGCCGCUGCUCGCCUGGACGCUGCUGCCAGGCUGCUGGGCGGCGGUGAGGGGUCCCGGCACCGUGCGGGGAUUCGUGGGGGGGUCCCUCUCGGUGAACUGCACGUACCAGCAAGGCAAUGAGAUGAAGCCGAAAUUCUGGUGCUCUCCGGGAAGCAUUAUGUUUACCUGUGAUGAUGACAUCGUCAUCACCUCGAGGUAUCAUCCGGAGGUGCGGCGGGACCGAUUCUCCAUCCGGGACAAUCGCGCACGGCGGGUGUUCACGGUGACAGUGGAGGGCCUGACCGAGCGGGAUGCGGGCAUCUACCGCUGCGGGGUGCGAUCAGGCUUUUCCCAGGUUGACGAGAGUGAUGAUGUGGAGGUGAUCGUGUCGCCAGGUCAGUCCCUGCACGUCCCCACCCGCCCGCACAGCACCAGUGACCACCAAGACGGGCAUCCGGGUCCGGGCUACGACCCGUCGCUCAACUCGGCCCCCACCGUCCCUCCGACCAAGCCCCGCCCGCCCGCGGCGGGGACGGACGCUCCGUCGGGGACCCCCGACCCGUUCCGCUGCUUCCCGGUGGUGGCCGGGCUGCAGGUGCUGGCGCUGAUAGCCAUGAGCGGAGCCGUGCUCUGGGUCAGCCUGCGGAGCGGCUGAGACCCCAGCGGGGAUCCCCUGGACGCAGCCGGCGCCGCUCCACUCCGGGACGCCACGGCCUCGACGGCGAGGGCGAGGUGGGGGGAGGCAGAACGGGGGCCCCGCCGGGCCCUUCCCACCGCCGACGGGGGCUGCAAUAAAGC
Messenger RNA from Chroicocephalus ridibundus (black-headed gull), 892 nucleotides. Its product is annotated as CMRF35-like molecule 6. Gene Ontology annotation, cellular component: plasma membrane. The transcript has 3 exons. Gene Ontology annotation, molecular function: transmembrane signaling receptor activity. The record is from RefSeq and is a predicted model, not a curated record. Bases 105 to 749 code for a protein of 214 amino acids. NCBI's taxonomy places the organism in Eukaryota, Metazoa, Chordata, Aves, Charadriiformes, Laridae.